Molecule: messenger RNA, 13354 nt
Organism: Pongo pygmaeus (Bornean orangutan)
Lineage: Eukaryota; Metazoa; Chordata; Mammalia; Primates; Hominidae
Gene: FHDC1
Product: FH2 domain containing 1
Exons: 12
Coding region: 6958-10410 (1150 amino acids)
Source: RefSeq, a predicted model, not a curated record
GGGAGGAGGGCAAGGGCCAGCCGAAGUUCCACUAAAAAUGCCCUAGGAGAAUAGGCACCGGCCGACUUGCCAAAGGGUUUAGGUUUCAUUGCUUUCUGUUUUUUUCUUUUCCCCGAGAGCACAAAGAAGUAAGGGCAGUUAUUGGACAGGUGUUAUUUGAACAUUCUGUUGUAGAUGAAUGUGUUGUUUGGUUCUACUGCAUUGUGGAGCAUGCGGGGGAAGAGAACUGACCCAGGUGAUGAAAUGGAGCCCUUCCCUGGAACUCACCAGUCCUUGAUGUUGUGUGACUAAGUAAAGAUGAUAAACCUCAUCUGUUGGAGGUGUCACUUCACACUCGGCAUGCAUUGUGAAAGCUUUCCGUAUCCUUGGCCAUUCCCUCUCCCCUCUCUAUCCAACCCCAUUUAUGCAUGAAGGGACUGCUAACAAGAAAGCUUCCAUCUCAAACCUUUUCUCUGCCUGGGAAAUUAUUUUAUGUUUGUUUUUGAAAUAAAGGAUUUAGUUUAAGAUUCUAAAUUUUAGAGAAAAAAAAAAAAGAAAGUUUAUUUUGCUAAGGUUAAGGACACACCCAUGACAUAGCCUCAGGAGGUCAUGAUGACAUGUGCCUAAGGUGGUCAGGGCAUAGCUUGGUUUUAUACAUUUUAGGGAGACAUGAGACAUCAAUCAAUAUAUAUGUAAGAUGUACAUUGGCUCAGUCCAGAAAACUGGGACAAAGAGAAGCACGGAGGGGCUUCCAGGUCAUAGGUAGAUAAGAGAGAAAUGGUUGCAUUCUUUUGAGUCUCUGAUUAACCUUUUACUGAAUACACAACUUACAUAUGAGAGGGGGCAUAGAGGAAUAGUCACUUAUACCUUAGUCUGGCUUAGUGAAACAAUAAGGCAAAGGAAGCACAGACACGCAUUUGUCUCACAUGAGCAGAGGGAUGACUUUGAGUUCUGUCUGUCCUUUGUCUACAAGGAAUUUCCUUGUGUGCAAACUGUGAGGGAAAUAUGUCGCUUUUUAAUCUUUGUAGCUAUCUCAUUUAGAAACAGAAUGGGAGGCAGGUUCGCCCAACGACGCAGUUCCCAGCCUGACUUUUCUCUUUGGCUUAGUUAUUUGGGGGUCCCGAGAUUUACUUUCGUUUCGCACCAUCAAGGGACUUCUGUAGACUCUGUACAUGAGUACAGGGACCACCAGAGACCCCCUUUUUAUGAGUUCCCGUGCAGUGGAGCUGCUGGGGUAGGAUUAAUUUAUCUGCCUUCUUCCCCUGCCAUAGACAAUGUUUAACCUGAUUAUGCUCUGCAGGCAAGUAGCCACCCUUGGAUAUUAAUCUCCUUAUUGAAUAAGAUAAACUGUGAAGAAGGUAUGCCGUAAAGGAGGGAAUGCAAAGCUAGAAAAUAUGUUCAAAUCUGUCAUGGGAAGCAUGGAGGGAGAAAUGAAGAUGUGUGGACAUCUAGUAUUUUCUCUGCUUUCCCUUCUCUAUGGUCCUUUAAAAUUUUCAAUUCUCCUGAAAAAAUAAUUGUAUCUUGUUUCUGUGAAGCCAUUUCCAGCAUGAAAACAAUUCCAUUUGACAGUGUAAACUGUCCUGUGCUUAGCUGUGUGCUUGCCCUGCACUCCCUCCCUGCCCCCAACUGUGUGAAACAGACGCCUACAGUGACACUGCCCAUCAAUCACCCCACAGGAAGCAGGGCACAAUUCAAAACCCCAAAAUGCAGAAACGUGUUCACCUGUGCCUUCCACACAGUGGUGGGGUAGGUAGGAAGCCUAGGGUAUUACUUGGAAAACAACUAACAUUUUAAGACAUUAAGUGUAAACUUCUUUGCUCUUUUCUCUGGCAUAGUUUUGAGAAAUCACCACCAAUUGGAUACAUUGUAAUGUACAGAUAAAUUUUCUUCUUUUUUACUAUCUAAUUUACAAUUUAAUAUCUAACAUACAAAAGUUGAUCAAAGGCACAAAAACACUAGAUAAAAGGUUGAAUAUUUAAUACCAACCCUUCUGAGUUAAUUACCAGAUCCUUGUUUUUCAGUAGGAGGCCAGCAAGUUAGGAGUUAAGAUGAAAGGAGUCCUAGAUUUAACCCCAAAAGACCCCCCCUUCAAUUUUAGCCAGGUCAGGCCCACAAAGAGAUGUAGAUGUAAACUGAUUAUGAUGCUAAGUGUUUGACAGGAAUCCUCUUUGUGUCCAAGGCCAGUCAAAACUUGAAUAAUAGUAUUUCUGACAAAAAGCUUGCCCCCUUUGCUUUUCAAUGGUCCAUUUUAAUUAUUUCUAUAAAUCUGCUUGAGAAAUAUUAAGAUUCUGAUUGUUGUGGACUGGUUUAUUAUUUGCUACCAUACCCGAAGUAUUUGCCUUCUCAUUAUAGAAGCUUAGUGCAAAGAACUGUCCAGAGCUAUUUCACUAAACUAAGCACACACUUGAUUUCCAAGGGGAGCAGAAAGGGCUUUACCAAUUGCUAAGUCACCAACAUGUCGCCUUUGCCCAUCUUUCUAUGUCCUACAAAGACUUACGUGGGAUGUGCACAUAGUAUUUCCCCAGGGAAACACACACACACACACACACACACACUCUCUCUCUCUCUCUCUCUCCCCAAUAUUGUUGAUUGAUUAGGUUUGUUUGGAGACUGCUUAAACUGUGUGUGUUAUGGUUUCAAAUUACUGUUUGCUCUUCUAACUUCUUAGAAGGGUAAACAAUUUGAAAACAGUUUAAACCCAUAGCAAAAGAAACUGGCAUCUGACCAACUCUUUAACUUAGUUCCUCUUAUUAAGACUCACAUACUUUUUUCUGGUGAUAAAUAAUGGAAAGAAAUGAUAGGUUUUGAUGUUAUAUUUUACAGCUAUUUUUCUCCUCAAGGUUUGAAUGUUAUAACAGCCAGACCCUACACAAACACCAACCAGUUUUCUAAGCACUGAGUCAACUGUAAACUAAAAAGAGCUCUAGCUGGAGGUUUUCUGGGUGAAAGCUCAGUGAUAUCUACAGUUUUUUUUUUUUUUCUUAGUCUCCUCUUCCAUCUCCAGCCUCUAAAACACACACACACACACACACACACACACACACACGAAAAACAAAUGAAUGGACAAUUUGCUCUAAGGAAAUACAGUAUAGAUAGGCGGGCAUGAGAGUCAUCACGUUAUCUUACUACCUCAUUCCUGUAUGUUGGGUAAAGGUUGUCUUUAAUCUCUCCUACCUUCAAACAAAUCAGGCACUAUUGUUGACAAAAUACCCCUAUUUACUUCUGGCAAGGCAAAUGUCAUUGAUGCUACCUUAGAUACUAACAUCACAUGUGGAAGCAUUUUCUAUUUUAAACUUUCAACCCUGUCUUUACAAAAAAUACAAAAGUUAGCUGGGCGUGGUGGCACGUGGCUGUAGUCCCACCUAUUUGGGAGGCUGAAGUGGGAGGAUCAGUUGAGCCCAGGAGGUUGAGGCUGCAGUGAGCAGUAACUACGUCACUGUACUCCAGCCUGGGUGAUGAAGCGAGACCCUGUCUCAAAAAAAAAAAAAAAAAACCUUCAAAAAUCACUACUUAGCAUUCAGAAAAAUAUUUCUCCCUUUUCUCCCUCUUAAUGAUCAGGGCCUACUCAUUACUUACAGUAUUUAAAGGCAACUUACUAUUUAAAUUUCUUAGCCUUCAAAAAUGAAGUAUUGGCUGGGUGUGGUGGCUCACAUCUGUAAUCCCAGCACUUUCGGAGGCCAAGGCAGGAGGAUUGCUUGAGGUCAGAAGUUAGAGACCAGCCUGGGCAACACAGUGAGACCCUGUCUCUAUUAAAAAAAUUAAAAAUAAACUAAAAAAUCAGAAAUAAAGUAUUAUUUUUUCAGUUCGAAAGUUGUUUGAGGCCAGGCACAGUGGCUCAUGCCUGUAACCACGCACUUUGGGAGACUGAGGUGGGAGGAUGUUUGUGUCACUGUACUCUAGCCUGGGCAACAGAGUGAGACUCUAUCUCAAAAAAAAAAAAAGUUAUUUGGAAAAUUGCCAAUAAGAUAUUUGAUACAAAUUUGCAUUUUAUAGUAACGGUAACAAUUCUGCUGAUUUUAUUUUGCACUUGCCACUCUUUGAAGGAAACAAGGUCAGAGGAUUGGCAAGCCUUUGCAUUUGUCUGCAAAUCUGUUUAACCAUAAUGUGGACAGAGUUUGUUUCUUUCUGCAGUUUCCAAUUUUAAAAGGCAAAGACAGCCUAGAAUCUUAAUACUGAACAACUGAUCUAAUCCAAUAUAUAUUUUAAGAAGAAUAAUGAUUAAAGAUUAAGUAAAGAUCUCAGUCUGUACCCUAGAGGGCCCAUGAAGUCAGCUCAUGAAUUAGACUCUUACUCCUUAAGCGAAUACUAAGUCUGUUUUACAUGGAUUCUGAAAUUUGAUUCAUUUUGAAGGCUUUCUUUAGUUGUUCCUAAUGACAGAUUGAAAUACAAAAUACUUGAUGUAGGAGAAACUAAAAGCCUCUCUGGGCCAAGGAGGCAGAAGCCAUAAGAAUCAAAAUAAACUGGGUGUAGGAAAUACAGCAUUUUGGAAAGGGCAACCCAGGGAGAGGGAAGAGCAAGCUGCAAAUCAAAUCAGGAAAACACAGCAGUUCUUCUGCAGGGCCUGGUACCAGUGCCUGGUACAGACCCAUUUUCUGGGCCACACUGAAUUAUCUAACACACUUUCUGGGAGGUUUGGCCUGGUUGGAAAAGUGAGAGCUGGUCACACUGCCCACUGCUCAAGAGCCCUGUAGUGACAGCAGCGCCACCUCCAAGCCACGAAUGCCAGUGGCUGGGCAGACUUUGGGCACACUGGGCUUCAGGAGCCUUUCCAGCCUUACUCAAAGGCUGGUUGGCACAUUUGGGGGAUACAGAUGGACAAUCAGCUUAUUAAUAGAUGAAGAAUAAAUUGUCUUCUAGAUUUUGCAGCUUUAGAUCCAAUCCAUCAAGACAUGAACUCUAUUUAAGAGUUGUGCCAUGCGUCAUUCAAGCACUUUUUGACCAUGUCCUAUAUACAAUUUGAAAAAUAAGAGUCAAAGUAGGCCAGGUGCGGUGGCUUACAUAUGUAAUCCCAGCACUCUGGGAAGCUGAGGCAGGUGGAUCACAAGGUCAGGAGAUCGAGACCAUUCUGGCCAACAUGGUGAAACCCUAUCUCUACUAAAAAUACAAAAAUUAGCCAGGUGUGGUGGUGCAUGCUUGUAAUCCCAGCUACUUGGGAGGCUGAUGCAGGAGAAUCGCUUGAACCUGGGAGGCGGAGGUUGCAGUGAGCUGAGAUCGCUCCACUGCAUUCCAGCCUGGCAACAGUGAGACUCCAUCUCAAAAAAAAAAAGUCAAAAUAAGCAUGACAUAUUCAGGGGCAGUACGUCCCACUGCUUAAGUGAAAUGGGACACAUCCAAUUGUGGGAGAUAAACGUAGGAUGCUGCCGGAUUGUCAGACUGAAGAAUGCUGCCUUCUUCCUGGAGGAACACAUGGGAAUCUGCAGAAGGUUUUGAAGAGGUAGGUAAUGUGAUGAAAUCAGACUUUUAAAAACAGUGACCUGACAGCAGUUUUGGGAUGGAUUUAGGAAGAAGAGAGAAGCAGAAAGAACACCAAGGUAGUGGAUGUAGGUAUCCAAUUUAACUUCUCUAAGCUAGGAAAUCAGAAUGCUUAUAGGAUCAUGGUGAGAAUCAAGUAUGGUGCCUGAUAUGUGGCCAACAGCAGAUAAAUACUGGUUCCCUCUUCCACUACUUGGGGUUACUGCGGUGAUGGUGUAUGUAAAAAAUAAAACAGGUUACUUGGGAAAGAGCAGCAAAUUUAGCAAAUACUUGAAUUUUAAAUAAUUUAAGAGAGACAAAGAAGCAAAGGAAAAGCUAGGAUUUCAAACAGAAAAACCAGGUCUUAGGUAAAGAGGGGGAGGUGGUGGGUGUGGGAAGAGUACUAGUUUUGAGGGAAAGAUGAGUUGAUUUUUGGAUAUUUGAAUUUGGACUUGAAAUUUUACAAUGACAAUAUGGAUUCAAGAGUCCCUGACAUUGAAGAGAAACCUGGAGAUGUACCUUGAAGCUCAAGUUUCCAAGCCCCUCAUUUUCCCCGGGCCCUUCCAAGGAUACAUGUCUAGUAUUAUGUUUGUAAGUUUUUAUUGCUUUCCUUUAAGAAGCUCCCCCAGGAGUUAUACAAGCUUCAGGCCCCAGGACAUCUGGAUGGGUUCAGUUAGAAAUCAGAAGGUAUUUCUAUGGAAUAAUGGGAGAUCAAGAGUUGAAAGAACCUUGUUACUGUCCUCAAAGGAAGAGAAGGGUCCGCAGAGAAGGCCAGAGAAGAAUAGAGAAGGCCUUAGGGUAGGAUGCUGCCAAGGAGAUCAAAGGGAUGAGGGGCUGAGAAUGGGUCACCAGACUUGACUUCUCAAAAAGUAACUGUUUUUAGAGUGCAUGCUCAAUACAGUUGGGGGGAGGCCCACUGUCAUGGGGUUGAGGAGGGAGGAGUAGGCAGCGGGUGUGGACUCCCCAUUUAACAAGGUCGACAGUAAGACAAAAGAAGAUGCCACUCCACUCCUCACUUUCGAUCUGCUGUAAUUUAACUUGAGCCUGAACAGUCAAUAUUCCUUUGGGAUUCAUAUUAGCUCCCUGAGCAUGACAUUGUCUUUCUCUUUAUUACAUUUUCUUAUUCCUUAAGAUUUUAAGAUGUUCUUAGUUGGAUCCAUUUCUCUUCAUGCUCCAUCAAUGGCCAAGAAAUGGGCUAUUGGCAGGCACAGUUCUGGUUUUUGGGUUGAUUGGUUUGUUUACACUAAUAGUUUCUCUUUCUCGAUCCAAGGUUCGACCGAGGACGUCAGGAAUUCUCUCCUGGGAGUUCAGGGACUGAGGACCAGGAUGGAGGAAGCAAAAGGCGUCAGGCAUUAGGCUGGAAACGUCUUGGUCGGUUAUCUAGGAUCAAAGAGUCAAAGGUUUGGAAGAGGACAGUUGCCCUUUAUUCUGGCGGCAGAUAGCAGGUGAAAAAGUGCUACACAAGUUUGAUGUUUGUGUCUUCUUCUCCAAGGCCAAGAAAUUAUCUCCAUAGGAGGCAACAGUACUAUGCAUGUUAUGAAUUGUGUCUCCUUGGUCAGUGACAAAGAAAAUGGGAAUAUUGCCACAGCACCUGGAUUCAUGAUUGGGCAGACACCUCCUCCAGCACCUCCUCCACCUCCUCCUCCACCCCCUCCAUCUCCACCAUGUUCAUGUUCAAGGGAAGAGUGUCCUUCCUCCCCUCCUCCACCUCCACCUCCACUUCCUGGGGAGCCUCCCAUCCCACCUCCCCCACCAGGCCUACCCCCAACUACUCACAUGAACGGCUACAGCCACCUUGGUAAGAAAAAGCGGAUGAGAAGCUUUUUUUGGAAAACUAUUCCGGAGGAGCAAGUUCGAGGCAAAACCAACAUCUGGACCUUGGCAGCCAGGCAGGAACAUCACUACCAAAUUGAUACAAAGACCAUUGAGGAGCUCUUUGGGCAGCAGGAAGACACCACCAAGUCUUCCCUUCCUAGGAGAGGAAGAACUUUAAAUUCAUCCUUCAGAGAAGCUCGAGAAGAGAUUACUAUUUUGGACGCAAAACGGAGCAUGAACAUUGGGAUAUUUCUUAAGCAAUUUAAGAAGUCUCCUCGGUCCAUUGUAGAAGAUAUUCAUCAAGGAAAAAGUGAGCAUUACGGAUCAGAGACCUUGCGAGAAUUUCUUAAGUUUUUGCCAGAGUCAGAAGAGGUAAAGAAGUUAAAAGCAUUUAGUGGCAACGUGUCCAAGCUGUCUCUGGCAGAUUCCUUUCUGUACGGCUUAAUUCAGGUGCCAAACUAUUCACUUCGGAUUGAAGCCAUGGUGCUAAAGAAGGAAUUUCUACCUUCUUGCUCUUCUCUAUAUACAGAUAUAACAGUUUUAAGAACUGCUAUAAAAGAACUGAUGUCAUGUGAAGAGCUACACUCAAUAUUACACUUGGUGCUCCAGGCUGGGAAUAUCAUGAAUGCAGGAGGGUAUGCCGGCAAUGCAGUAGGAUUUAAACUGUCUUCUUUGCUCAAAUUGGCAGACACAAAAGCAAACAAACCUGGGAUGAAUCUCCUGCACUUUGUUGCACAGGAAGCUCAAAAGAAAGAUACCAUUCUUCUAAACUUUUCAGAAAAAUUGGAUCACGUUCAGAAGACUGCUAGAUUAUCUCUGGAGAACACGGAGGCAGAACUGCACUUGCUGUUUGUCAGGACAAAAUCACUAAAAGAAAACAUCCAGCAGGAUGGUGAACUUUGUCAGCAGAUGGAAGAUUUUCUUCAGUUUGCCAUAGAAAAGCUGAGGGAACUGGAAUGCUGGAAACAAGAGCUCCAGGACGAGGCCUACACCCUUAUAGAUUUUUUCUGUGAAGACAAAAAAACCAUGAAACUGGAUGAAUGCUUUCAGAUAUUUAGAGAUUUCUGUACUAAAUUCAACAAAGCAGUUAAGGACAACCAGGACCGGGAGGCACAGGAGCUGAGGCAGCUGCAGAGGCUGAAGGAGCAGGAGCAGAAGCAGCGCUCCUGGGCAACUGGGGAGCUGGGGGCAUUUGGCCGGAGCAGCAGUGAGAAUGAUGUGGAGCUGCUGACCAAGAAGGGUGCAGAGGGCCUGCUCCCUUUCCUGCACCCCAGGCCCCUCAGCCCCUCCAGCCCCUCCUACCGGCCCCCGAACACCCGCCGCUCCCGCCUCUCCCUGGGCCCCUCUGCUGACCGGGAGCUGCUGACCUUCUUGGAGAGCUCCACCGGCAGCCUUGAGGAGCCCAAUAAGUUCCACAGCCUGCCCCGGAGCAGCCCCCGGCAGGCCCGGCCCACAAUAGCCUGCCUGGAGCCUGCAGAAGUGAGGCACCAGGACUCCAGCUUUGCACACAAACCUCAGGCCUCGGGGGGCCAGGAGGAGGCCCCCAACCCACCCUCAGCACGGGGGCACCAGCUUCCAGCCGCCCAGCCUGAGGACCCUGCCUCUGCCUUCCCCAGAGCUCGGCGCCAGGGCGUCAGUGUCCUCCGAAAGAGGUACAGUGAGCCAGUGAGCCUGGGCUCAGCACAGUCCCCUCCUCUCUCGCCAUUGGCUCUGGGAAUUAAGGAGCAUGAGCUGGUGACAGGGCUGGCCCAGUUCAACCUCCAGGGUUCCCAGGGCAUGGAGGAGACCUCCCAGCUGACUUUGAGUGACUUCAGCCCAAUGGAGCUAGAGUCUAUGGGGCAUGGGGGCCCGCAGUCCCUCAGUGCCAGCAGCAGCAGCCUGACACCCAUGGGCAGAGAUGCCCUGGGGAGUCUCAGCCCAGCCCUGGAGGACGGCAAGGCUGCCCCUGAUGAGCCUGGAAGUGCGGCUUUGGGAUCUGUGGGUAGCAGCGACCCUGAGAACAAAGAUCCUAGGCCUCUGUUCUGCAUCUCGGACACCACCGACUGCUCACUGACCCUGGACUGCUCAGAGGGAACCGACUCCAGACCCAGAGGCGGGGACCCGGAGGAAGGCGGGGAAGGGGAUGGCUCCAUGUCCUCUGGGGUUGGAGAAAUGGGGGACAGCCAAGUCUCCUCCAACCCUACAUCCAGCCCCCCUGGGGAGGCUCCUGCCCCCGUCUCUGUGGAUAGUGAGCCCAGCUGCAAGGAUGGCCUGCCCAGGGACAAACCCACCAAAAGGAAAGAUGUUGUAGCACCAAAGAGAGGCUCCCUGAAAGAGGCGUCUCCCGGGACCUCCAAGCCCGGGAGCGCCCGGCGGAGCCAGGGAGCAGUGGCCAAGCCUGUGCGGACCCUGACCGCCUCAGAGAACGAGAGCAUGCGCAAGGUCAUGCCCAUCACCAAGUCCAGCAGAGGCGCCGGCUGGAGGCGACCAGAGCUGUCUUCCCGGGGGCCCUCCCAGAAUCCCCCCAGCAGCACAGAUACUGUGUGGUCACGCCAGAACUCCGUGCGGAGGGCCUCGGACACGUCGCCCAGGAGGUCCUCCACAGGCGCCGAGGAGCAGAGGCUGCCGCGGGGGAGCAGCGGCUCCAGCAGCACCCGUCCGGGGAGGGACGUCCCCCUGCAGCCCAGGGGUUCUUUCAAGAAGCCCAGUGCCAAACCACUCAGGAACCUCCCCAGACAGAAGCCUGAGGAAAAUAAGACCUGCCGCGCCCACUCCGAGGGCCCUGAGAGUCCCAAAGAAGAGCCCAAGACCCCACCAGUGCCCAGCGUCCCCCAUGAACUACCGCGUGUCCCGAGCUUUGCCCGGAACACGGUGGCCUCCUCCUCUCGAAGCAUGAGAACAGAUCUUCCUCCCGGGGCCAAAGCCCCCGGCAUCACUCGGACAGUGUCGCAGCGGCAGCUGAGGGUGAAAGGGGACCCCGAGGAUGCCGCUCCCAAGGACAGCAGCACUUUGAGGCGAGCCAGCAGUGCCCGGGCCCCCAAGAAGCGCCCAGAAUCUGCGGAGGGUCCCAGUGCCAACACAGAGGCCCCUCUGAAGGCCAGAGGGGCUGGGGAAAGGGCCUCCCUCCGUCGGAAGGACUCCAGUCGGACCACGCUGGGGAAAAUCCUCAAUCCCUUACGGAAGUGAUGGGUGCCUGUCCUCUCCUGCCUCCUGGGAUUCAGAUGGUGAAGACUGACUUCUGGGACGAGGAUGGGGAAAGAGGCAGCAUGUCUUUGUUACAGAUAAAGCAGCCACUGGUGCCACUGCUAGUGACGCUGUCGGGAUGGCACAGUCCAGGAGGCCUGUGGACUGCAGCCUGCUGUGCUGAGCCCUGCUGCAGUCCAGCGUCCAGAUGGAUGCACGUUCACUACUGUGACGGCCACACCUCCCCCAUGCACCCCACCCUCCCCCAAAGCCCGGAUCCCGAGAAAGACUUAAUAGGAGUGUAAGGUGACAUUCUUAUGAAACAAGUCAAAAAAGUUUUUUUCUGGCCAGUUUUUAUAUAUCAAAGACUUUCUUUUUAAUAUAAAAAUUAGCUAGAUGCAGUGGUUCACGCCCGUAAUCCAGCACUUUGGGAGGCUAAGGUGGGUGGAUUGCUUGAGCCUAGGAGUUCGAGACCAGCCUAGGCAACAUGGAGAAACCCCGUCUCUAUCAGAAAUACAAAGUUUAGCCGAGCGUGGUGGCACAUGCCUGUGGCCCCAGCCACUCUGAACGCUGAGGUGGGAAGAUCACUUGAGCGCAGGACCCCACCACUGCACUCCAGCCUGGAUGACAGAGUGAGACCUUGUCUCAAACAAAACAAAACAAAAAUGAAAUGUUUUAGUUUUGGUUUCUUUUGCAGAGUGAAAUGCCUCCCAGGAAAAAAAUACAUAUAUAUUUUUUUGCGACAGGGUCGCGCUCUGUCUCCCAUACUGGAGUGCAGUGGCACAAUCAUAGCUCACUGCAGCUUUGACCUCCCAGACCCAAGUGAUCCUCCCACCUCAGCCUCCCUAGGAGCUGGGACUACAGGCGUGCACCACCACGCCUGGUUAAUUGUUUUUUUUUAUCUUUUGUAGAGAUGGGAUGUCACUGUGUUGCUCAGGCUGAUCUCGAGCUCCUGGGCUCAAGUGAUCCUCCCACCUCAGCCUCCCAGAGUGCUGGGAUUACAGGUGUGAGCCACCAACACUUGGCCGGUAUAUCCUCAGUAUGAAGAUAUGUUUAUCUUCCUGUGUUCUCUGGCCUCAGAGUUUCACCUGCCCACACGGUCCGUUGCUGGCAACUGGACUCCCCCAUAAGCCUUGGGUAUCCUGUGAUGGGCUGUGUCUCCCUGAAGAUUGUCUGGCUUGCCCACUUCUCCGUGCAUGACUCUGGGUGUGAGUCUGUCUAGGAAUAGGAGGGAAAGUUGGACUCAGACAGAAAUCAGAUGCUUCCAUGUAUUCAGGGCACGCGUUGUGAGCAGUGGAGUAUGAGCCUCGGGGGCCUCAUGGUUGCAGGGCAGGCUUCCCUGCAGAUGGGUGGCAGCCCCUGGUAGAAUGCUGGAUUUCUCUGGAAUCUAGAAGUGCCAUAUUUUAGUGGAAAGGCAUCAGGGCUGUUUGACAGUGUGCAUCUUUCCAAUCCCGUGUUCCUCCAUUCGUGUGUCCAUUAUAAAACUGAGUGAAGGCUGCUAUGACCUGUGUUCACUCUGGUUACAGGGAGGUGCAAACCAUUCUGUCUCCCAGCCUUUCUUCUCUCUCUGUGUGUUCCCAGCACUUCCUUCUUUUCUAACAUGGCCUGGAGAAAGUCUGUCUCUCUCCUUGUCUCUGUCUCUUAAUAAUAGUUUCUAACGUUGACAUCUCUUCCUUGGUACAGUGGUUUUUAAAUCCUGAGAAGAACCAAGUCAGGUUUUUUAAAGCAGAUUAAAAGCAUGAAAUUGCUUUCAGAAGAAUGUAUAUCAUCAGGAAAAGUUUGGGGGCAGAGUGGGGGAAUCAGGCUUUAUUUAAAAAAAAGAGUUGAAAACAUGGACUUUUUCUACCCAAUGCCCGUUUCAUGACUCCUCUGAGACUAAUUGGGAAAUGGGGAAAUUCUUGGAACUUUUUUUUUUAAGAAACUUUUUUGUGUUUUUUUUUUUAUUUUAGGUCACUUAUUAGUGAAACCUCAUUUUAGAUCUGGCAUUGGUAGAUAGAUGGAUUUAGGCAAAUAUGAUGCAUUUGUGGGGAAUCCACGUGGUUGACGUUAGAGCCUCCCUUCUGCAGACUGUUGCCUUUCAUCUAAGUUAAUUGGAAAUGCUGAGCUUCUAUAAGUCAGCUGAGUUUUAAAGGUAAACGUUAUGGCUGAAGUAGUAAAGCACCUGACCACAAAACCUCUUGUAAAAAUGGCCCUGAGUAGGUAUUUCCAGGGCUCCACAAAGAUGCUUAUGGGAAUCCUGAGCUGCUUUUCACCAUCUCAAGAAGCCUAAGAAGGUAUAUAUUUAAUCAGAUAGACAAAACAGUUCAAAGCAUAAAGUCCAUGGUGGUGGAAAAUGGAUGCAAGUGAUUCUAAGUUUGUGGAUUUGUGGAUAGCAGAGGGGUCGGGACCUCUUGGAGGAACCCUGGGUACUGAGCUCCCAGGCCCUUCCUCUAUCAUGGAUGCUGGGUGACUUUGGGAAGUCACCACCUCUUCCCCAGCCUGUUUCCCAUAUCACAGAUGUGGGGCCAUGGCCUCAAUGAUGGUCUCCACGGGUCCUUCCACCUCUAUGAGUCCAAGUCAGGUCAAUCAGCAAGGACCCAUCUCUGCCCUGGAUCAGCUCCUCAGAACCAACCCCCAGCAUCUCUAAAGCAAAAGCCUCACCUCAAGGGCUGCUCAGAAGAAAGUACCUUCAGCAUGAGUUGUUGCUGGAAGAUCUAAUAAGCUGCGUUUCCUGGGAAGUGGUGCUUUACUUAGCCUUGUGGACAACUUCUGUAUGCAUCUGUGUGAGCAGAUGAUCAUUGUAUUACCUUUUAUCGGUAGUAAGCUUGGAAAAAUAAUUUAAGAAUACAAUGGAGUAAUGUAAAUAAGUUUCUAUGUAAAUUUGUUUAAAAUAAACUGAAUGUAUUUAAUGGUCCAUUUAUAUGUUCUUUUAUGUAACACGUAGUUUAAUAAAGUUCCUGUUUUAUGA